Messenger RNA from Thlaspi arvense, 2260 nucleotides. Lineage: Eukaryota; Viridiplantae; Streptophyta; Magnoliopsida; Brassicales; Brassicaceae. The record is from the annotation of a GenBank genome assembly.
CAAAAACAUUAAAAUCUACGCCCAAAAAUUAUAGAGAACAAAUAUAAAGCAAAGUGCAAAAGAGAAAACCAAAAAAAAAAAGUGUUUCUUUUUUUAAUAAGAAAAAAAUAGACUUUUUUUUUAAGAACAGUGAAGAAGUAGCAGAACAAAGAGAAAUGGAGAAAAGAAUCUUUUAGAUUUCUCGCAGACUCACACACACUCACCACCAUUACUCCAAAAAAGACGUUGCACCUCAAGUACAGAGUUUAUUAUAGACCCAAGAGAGAUGGUAUCAAGAUCUUAUUCCAACCUCUUGGAUCUUGCUUCUGGCAAUUUCCAUUCGUUUUCCCGGGAAAAGAAGAGGUUUCCGAGAGUAGCAACCGUCACAGGUGUCUUGUCUGAGCUAGAUGAUGACAACAACAGCAACAGUGUCUGCUCUGAUGCUCCUUCUUCCGUCACGCAAGAUCGGAUCAUCAUCGUCGGAAACCAACUUCCUAUUAAAUCCCACCGGAACUCGGCCGGUAAGUUGGUUUUCAGCUGGGACAACGACUCGCUUCUCUUACAGCUUAAAGACGGUAUGCGUGAAGACAUGGAAGUCGUCUACAUCGGUUGUCUUAAAGAGCAAGUCGAUGCUGUCGAGCAAGACGAUGUUUCACAAAGACUGCUUGAGAAUUUCAAAUGCGUUCCUGCUUACAUCCCACCUGAGCUGUUCACCAAGUACUACCAUGGAUUCUGUAAGCAACAUCUAUGGCCUUUGUUUCACUACAUGCUUCCUUUGACGCCUGAUCUUGGAGGUAGAUUUGAUCGCUCGUUAUGGCAAGCUUACCUUUCGGUUAACAAGAUCUUUGCUGAUAAAGUCAUGGAAGUGAUUAGCCCUGACGAUGAUUUCGUUUGGGUUCAUGACUAUCACUUGAUGGUUUUGCCUACGUUCUUGAGGAAGAGGUUUAACAGAGUAAAGCUCGGUUUCUUCCUUCAUAGCCCGUUCCCUUCUUCCGAGAUUUACCGUACUCUUCCAGUGCGAAACGAGCUCUUACGAGCACUCCUCAACGCUGAUCUGAUCGGGUUUCAUACUUUUGACUACGCAAGACACUUCCUUUCUUGCUGCAGCAGGAUGCUUGGCUUAUCUUAUCAGUCCAAAAGAGGAACCAUAGGGCUUGAGUACUAUGGUCGAACGGUUAGUAUCAAGAUUCUCCCUGUAGGGAUUCAUAUCAGCCAGCUUCAGUCGAUUUUGAACCUCCCUGAGACUCAGACCAAAGUUGCUGAGCUAAGAGAUCAGUUCUUGGACCAAAAGGUUCUUCUUGGUGUCGAUGACAUGGACAUCUUCAAAGGAAUCAGCCUCAAGCUCUUGGCAAUGGAACAACUUCUCCAGCAACAUCCAGAGAAGAGAGGCCGAGUCGUGCUUGUCCAGAUCGCAAACCCUGCAAGAGGCCGUGGGAAAGACGUUCAGGAGGUUCAGUCUGAAACCGAAGCCACGGUUAAACGGAUCAACGAAAUGUUUGGGAGACCAGGUUACCAACCCGUGGUUCUGAUUGAUAAACCGCUUCAGUUCUUUGAGAGGAUUGCUUACUAUGUGAUUGCAGAGUGCUGUCUUGUUACAGCGGUAAGAGAUGGUAUGAAUCUUAUACCUUAUGAGUACAUUAUCUGCAGGCAAGGCAAUCCGAAACUCAACGAGACUAUAGGCAUUGACCCUUCAGCUGCAAAGAAGAGUAUGCUCGUUGUCUCUGAGUUUAUCGGGUGUUCUCCUUCUUUAAGCGGCGCCAUUAGAGUGAAUCCUUGGAACAUCGAUGCAGUGACUGAAGCAAUGGACUAUGCACUGAUAGUCUCAGAAGCAGAGAAGCAGAUGCGUCACGAGAAGCAUCACAAAUAUGUUAGCACACAUGAUGUUGCGUACUGGGCGCGCAGCUUUAUACAGGAUCUUGAAAGGGCUUGCGGUGACCAUAUGAGGAAGAGGUGUUGGGGGAUAGGUUUUGGGUUAGGCUUUCGAGUUGUGGCGCUUGAUCCGAGUUUUAAAAAGCUUUCGAUUGAUCACAUUGUCUCGGCUUAUAAGAGGACCAAGAACCGAGCCAUUCUUUUGGAUUAUGAUGGCACAAUGGUGCAGCCAGGGUCCAUUAGGACAACACCAAGCCGCGAAACGAUCGAGACCUUGAACAGUCUGUCUAAUCUAAGAUCCCAACUUCACUCCGUUUCGAAAACACGCGGCAUUGUGAUAUCUUGCGCGGAUGAGGAAACGGAAGUGUUGAUCUUAAAGGAAGUGGUGCCAAAUUCUCCAAGAAAGGAGAUA